AAAACUUGUCAUUACUGUCAUUGCAAUGUGGUGUGUUCAAAAAUAAAACAAGAUACCGUUUUUAUCAUAUAAAUUAAUACAAUCCAAGAUACAAAAUGGACAAUCCGCAAUUUGAUGCCACUUUAGGUGGUGAAGAACACCUACCAUAUUCGGUAAAUAGUUUUAAAUUUACCGCUUCACGAAGCAUUGAAAUUGCAGCAAUGUCUGAAAGUAUUUUGCGCCCAAGUAAAACUAAAUUAAUUUUCCAAACCCUUCCUGUUCAUAUGAGGCGUAGAGUUAUGAGUCACAAUUGUAAGCGACUGCCUAGAAGGUUGAGAGAAGGUCACUUAGAGCAGUUGAAAAAGAGUGGACUACCACCUAAACAAAAAAGGCCAUCUAGAAAGUAUCGACGUCGUCCCGCGAAUUUACUAACCGAGUAUAACAGACGACAAAAGAGAAACAUUUGGUUAGAGACACACAUUUGGCAUGCUAAAAGGUUUCAUAUGAUAGAACGCUGGGGCUACCGUCUGGCAGACCGACCCUGCGAUAAAGCAUUUCGUGCUUGUUACAGAGCAAGUUCUGCACACUGUUUGUUACAAGAUAUAUCCUACUAUACACAGAUCCAGAUCACUGGACCUAUUGAACUCAUAGGGGAGAUAUUUGACUGCAUUACAAAUAAAUCUUGUGGACUGAGUGUGACUGCCAAAGCGUACACUGGAACAUACAGAAGAGGAUAUAUUGACAUAUACAAUACAAAUGCUUAUCCUUUUGGCUAUAUUGGUAAAAUUCAGUUUCUGUGGAUAGCAAAUGAAAAUUGCAAGAAGGAAUUAUGGCUGUUGGUCCAUCCAUCUCAGACCAAACAAAUAGAAUUACUUUUAUCUAACAUAAUAAAUCCUAAUCCAGAAAAUUUAACCUUCGAGCACCUAGAAAAAAAGAGAAAAUUAACUAACAAGUAUUCUGAUGUAAAAGUUAAUAUAUUGAACAAAGCCUUUAACAUGUUUCGCCUAACUGGUCCUAAAAGUCAGGCCAUUUUAAAUUCUACCAUAAAAUGUAUAAAAACCCCAAAUCAAGUAAAAGACAGCUGGUUGACACAAAUAAGUACAUCAAGUUUACAUUUAGAAGAAAAAAAUGAUUAUUGGGAAAAUGCAAAGUUAUCAAAUUCACCAGCAUUGUUACCACCAAAUGUGGUGAUAGGUCUGAUCAUUAAAGAUCCUCGUUUAAGCAGACCUUCAUACCGCACUAAGGCGCAAAACAAUAGCCCUGAAGAUGUAAAUGUGGCUUCAUUAAUUACGAUCCCACCUUACCUCUCACAUUCACCCAUUUGGGAUACAAGACUCCAUGAACAUACUAAGAAGAAACAAAUGACCAAUGCACAGUUUAUAGAACACAUAACCAAAACUCAACUAGUGCCUGGAGAAAUCAAUGAAGAUGACCCGGCAUUACAAUAUGUUCCUAUAGUAUUAAUGCAACGACCAGGAUCACAAAAUGCAAACUCCAAAAAACUUGGUUAUGGAAGUGGAUGGGAUAUAAUUGUACCUCCUGGCUAUGGCAUUCCAUUCUGGCAAACAUUAGUAAUGUUUGGAGGUCGAGCGGGUGGCCUCCGUGAGACAGAGAGCAUGGCCUUUGAAAUGGGAGAAAAUUUCCUACCGCCAGAUUCUGAAGCAGGAAGUUUAGAAGAGAAAAGAAUAGAACAACAUCUUCGAGACAAAUAUUUUCGGCGACCACCAAGCAAGAGAGUAAACUAUCAAAAGUUGGGUGUAAAUAGCCCUUUUAUCUGUCCAUGGAAAAUAUUACUGAGUGAUUGGAGUGGUAACAAUGCAAAUGAUUUCUAUGUAAUGAGAAAUCGGAAACUUUUAGAAUUGUUACAGGAUUGUCUGAUUAAAAAGAUGGUUCCUAAUAUUGAUGAAGCUGAUAGAUGUUUAGUUCCGGUGUGUCUGCAUAUGGAAGUUAAGGGUAAUUUAAAACACCAUGCUUUGAUAUGUCUACCACAGAGUAAUGAUAUCCAAACAAUCAAAACUCUUUAUGAACCACUGCAUAGAGAUCUUAAUGAAAAAUUGAGGAAACAAAAGAGAAAAGAGCACUUACAGUUAUUAAAGCAAAUGAAAAGGAAGAGGCGAAAAAAUAAGAAAUCUGGUUGUCAGGUUAAAAGGGCUAAGAAAGUAAUCAAUCGUGAACCUUCAGAAUAUGUUAAAAGUAUGAGAGAACUUUGGCUGCCAUCGAAUAUAACGACGGUUCGGAACACUUGUCUAAGACCACUGAUGGGUUAUGUGUGCAAAGGUGAUUUCAGUUUCACUGAAGCGAAAAGUGUUGGUGUGGGUUACAUUGCUUUACCUGCGUUAAUUGAACUUAUAAAGUCUGGACUAAAUAAAGUACUUAUUCGAAAUUCUACUUCACGUAAAUAUCGUUUAGCAAAAAUUAUGGUGAUCAAAACAGAAUGAAUGUUCUAAAUUGUGCAUUGUAAAAUCAGUUGUCAAAAAGUAUCAUUUUGUACAUAAUGUUCAUAAAUAAAAAUACAGAUA
Papilio polytes (common Mormon) is the source of this 2498-nucleotide messenger RNA. RefSeq lists its product as uncharacterized. The coding region runs from base 96 to 2417 and encodes 773 amino acids. NCBI's taxonomy places the organism in Eukaryota, Metazoa, Arthropoda, Insecta, Lepidoptera, Papilionidae. Gene Ontology annotation, cellular component: ribonuclease MRP complex; nucleolar ribonuclease P complex. The transcript has 4 exons. The record is from RefSeq and is a predicted model, not a curated record. Gene Ontology annotation, biological process: tRNA 5'-leader removal.